Sorex fumeus (smoky shrew) is the source of this 2869-nucleotide messenger RNA. It is a transcript of the gene MGAT1, whose product is annotated as alpha-1,3-mannosyl-glycoprotein 2-beta-N-acetylglucosaminyltransferase. Lineage: Eukaryota; Metazoa; Chordata; Mammalia; Eulipotyphla; Soricidae. The coding region runs from base 467 to 1804 and encodes 445 amino acids. Gene Ontology annotation, molecular function: alpha-1,3-mannosylglycoprotein 2-beta-N-acetylglucosaminyltransferase activity. Gene Ontology annotation, biological process: protein N-linked glycosylation. Gene Ontology annotation, cellular component: Golgi apparatus. The transcript is spliced from 2 exons. The record is from RefSeq and is a predicted model, not a curated record.
CUCACGAGCCUCCCAAGAGGACAGACGAGCCUUUCUUCACAGUGGACUGCAUCCUCUCCCUGAGACAGAGAUGGGAUAGUUUCUGCGGCCUGCCCCUCCGGAGUAGCUGGGCUGAAGAGUCUGCCGAAUGAAGCCAUGUAACCACCCCUGGGAGAGAAGCUGAGGCCUGUAGUGGGGGGGAGGGGCGAGGACUUAACCCUUCCCCCCCAGACCCUCCCCUUCAGAGUUCACCCCAGCCCAGGAUUUUGGACCAGGAGGAGAGAAACUGCGUAUCGUUUUCAUCUGUCUGAUGUGCGAUUCUCAAUUUUGAAAGUGAAGUACUGACUAGGAGUUUUGACGAUUUCCAGGGGAACAGUUGGAGCAAAGCAAAAAGGUGCAGGCUGCUCCCUGAAGCCAACUCGGAGGCAGCGUCCGGAGCAGUGCAGGUGGCUGGGUCCUGCGGCGUGCGUCCCCCGGUGGGGGCAGGAUGCUGAAGAAGCAGUCGGCAGGCCUGGUGCUGUGGGGCGCCGUCCUCUUUGUGGCCUGGAACGCCCUCCUGCUGCUGUUCUUCUGGACGCGCCCCCCACCCAGCCCCCUGCCCGCCGGGGGCUCGCUGGACGGCGACCCGGCCGGGCUGGCCGAGGAGCUGAUCCGCCUGACCCAGGAGGCCGAGCUGGAGCUGGAGCAGCAGCGGAGCCUCCUGCGGCAGAUCCACGAGCAGCACGUGCGCUGGGGCCAGCAGCGGCGCCCGGCGCCCAGCCCGGCCCCGCCAGCCGCCCCUGAGACCGCGCCGCCUGCCGUGCUGCCCAUCCUGGUCAUCGCCUGCGACCGCAGCACGGUGCGCCGCUGCCUGGACAAGCUGCUGCACUACCGGCCGUCGGCCGAGCUCUUCCCCAUCAUCGUCAGCCAGGACUGCGGACACGAGGAGACGGCGCGCGUCAUCGCCUCCUACGGCGGUGCCGUCACGCACCUGCGCCAGCCCGACCUCAGUGCCAUCCCUGUGCCCCCAGACCACCGCAAGUUCCAGGGCUACUACAAGAUCGCGCGCCACUACCGCUGGGCGCUGGGCCAGGUCUUCCAGGCGCGCCGCUUCCGCGCGGCCGUGGUGGUGGAGGACGACCUGGAGGUGGCCCCCGACUUCUUUGAGUACUUCCAGGCCACCUACCCGCUGCUGCGCGCCGACCCCUCGCUCUGGUGCGUGUCGGCCUGGAACGACAACGGCAAGGAGCAAAUGGUGGACGCGGGCCGGCCCGAGCUGCUCUACCGCACCGACUUCUUCCCGGGCCUGGGCUGGCUGCUGCUGGCCGAGCUCUGGGCCGAGCUGGAGCCCAAGUGGCCCAAGGCCUUCUGGGACGACUGGAUGAGGCGGCCGGAGCAGCGCCAGGGCCGCGCCUGCCUGCGGCCUGAGGUGUCCAGGACCAUGACCUUUGGCCGCCGUGGUGUUAGCCACGGGCAGUUCUUCGACCAGCACCUCAAGUUCAUCAAGCUGAACCAGCACUUUGUGCCCUUCACGCAGCUGGACCUGUCCUACCUGCGGCGGGACGCCUACGACCGGGACUUCCUGGCUCGGGUCUACGGGGCCCCGCAGCUGCAGGUGGAGGCUGUGCGGGCCAGCGAGCGCCAGGAGCUGGGUGAGGUGCGCGUGCAGUACACCAGCAGGGACAGCUUCAAGGCCUUCGCCAAGGCCCUGGGCGUCAUGGACGACCUCAAGUCCGGGGUCCCCAGGGCCGGCUACCGUGGUAUCGUCAGCUUCCUGUUCCGUGGCCGGCGUGUCCACCUGGCGCCCCCGCAGACCUGGACAGGAUACGACCCGACUUGGAACUAGCGGCCCUCCCCCACCACCACCUCCCUUGCCAUGGCACGGGCCGGCCACAGAAGCUGAGCCGUGUGUCCUCUUGGGUUCAUUGAUCUGUUUCUUUCUCUCUCUCUCUUUCUUUCUUUCUUUCUUUUUUUCUUUCUUUUUUCUUUCUUUCUUUCUUUCUUGCAGUGGCAUUCGAGUGCACAGAUGAGAAAGUGAGGGUUCUUCUCCAUUCUCAGAGGUUGGGGGGGUGGGGCAGCGUCAGAUCAGUGACUCCUUUCUGAAGUGUACUAGGCAGGGCGGGCUGAGGAGACCACCGUGUGGUCCAGGAGGUGCUUGAGCAGGUCGGGGUGCAAACCCCAAGUCUCCUUUGGGACGGCUGCAGAGAGGUUGGCCACUUGAAUUCGUGGCCACCAGGCCCCUGGGCCUGGGUCUGAGCGCUCACCCACACCAGGCUUCCCCCUAAUGAGGGGCUGGGGGGCAGCAUUCCUGAGAAGCUGCAUGUGAGUCAGACCGAGUUUCAGAAGUGUUGUGGGCCUGGUGGUCAUCAGGGUUUACUUUCCAUGUUUUUCCACAUUAUUCUUGACCUCAUCUCAUCCUUCUUCACAGCCCAGAAGUUUGAAAUUCAAAGAGGUUAAGUAUAGGGAAGGAAAAGCUUAACCUCUCAUCUGGCUUGAGAGGAGGAGAGAUUCCGAGAAGGGGGACGCCGUGUGUGUGUGUGUGUGUGUGUGUGUGUGUGUGUGUGUGUGUGUGUGUGUGUAGGGGUGGGGGCACCUGUCCACAUCUCCCCCUGUUCCUGCCUCAGAUACACAAACUUGUCUCUGCACCUGGUCCCAUUGUUCUGGGAGGGCUUCCUGCGGGCUCAGUGGGAGAGAGGUUAGGUGCCCACCUGGGUCAGCCUCCUGCCCUGGCCAACACUUCCCCCCACUUCCCCUCCCCCCCCUGCAGUCCAGUCUGCCCAUCUGCCCAAAUUGGGUCCAGGUGGCCGCUCCGCAAGGCAACGGGUGCAUUCUGGUUUCUUGCCUGACCUCAGUUCCCGGGAGAAAGGUGAAGCUACAGAAUUAUUUUCAAAAAUAAAGGCCUCAAUUGUCU